Musca vetustissima is the source of this 1107-nucleotide messenger RNA. It is a transcript of the gene mRpL3, whose product is annotated as large ribosomal subunit protein uL3m. Gene Ontology annotation, cellular component: ribosome; mitochondrial large ribosomal subunit. NCBI's taxonomy places the organism in Eukaryota, Metazoa, Arthropoda, Insecta, Diptera, Muscidae. Gene Ontology annotation, molecular function: structural constituent of ribosome. The coding region runs from base 1 to 1107 and encodes 368 amino acids. The transcript has 4 exons. Gene Ontology annotation, biological process: translation. The record is from RefSeq and is a predicted model, not a curated record.
AUGAUUAAAACAUUAAUUUUAGAUCUAGGUAGAUUAAGGCUCUCUCCAGUGGCUGUUACACAAGUACGCGAAAAGGGCCAAUUGAGUAGACCCCAUUUAAGGAAUCCAUCAUGGUUUUUACGCAAGGAACGGAAGAUGCGUGACAAUCAUGUCACAUCGGAAAACAAAUCAUUUGUCCAAGAAAUCGUUCAGGAUAAAUAUGGACCACCGGCUCUUAUCAAAGGUGUGGCCACCUAUGAUCAAUCCAAACGUGAGGAAUUGGUAAAGACAGAAAAACUUGAAACUGAACCAUGGACAUCUUCGUCAAGGCGUACCGGUUUAAUUGCCCGUAAAAUCGGCCAAUAUCCCUUAUGGUUGAAGAAUGGUGAAAAGAUACGCACAACCCUACUGCAAAUUGUGGAUAAUCAUGUUGUUAAAUAUAUACCGCCGGAAUUGUAUCGACCUGCCCAGGUACCCAGUGUGGCAAAGCUGAAUAGUUAUGGUUGUUUGUUGGUGGGUGCAGAGAGUUGUGACCCCUCCACCUUAACCAAGGAAUAUUGUGGUCUCUUCAAGGAUUCUGGUCUUUUGCCCAAGAAACAUUUGGUACGCUUUUUGGUAACACCAAAUGCAGCCAUACCCGUCGGCACACCAUUGAAUGUCAAUCAUUUCCGGGUGGGUGAUUAUGUUGAUGUUAGAGGGAAAACUGUCGAUCAUGGCUUCCAAGGUGUUGUCAAACGCCACGGUUUCAAGGGUAUGCCGGCCUCUCAUGGUGUCACCAAAACUCAUCGACGUCCCGGUAACAUUGGUGGCGGUGGUGAAAAGGGCCGUGUCUGGCCUGGUACCAAACUGCCCGGUCACAUGGGUAACAGAUGGCGCAUUGCCAAGGGUCUGCGCAUUUGGCGCAUCAACACAAAGUAUAAUGUUAUGUGGGUUAGUGGUAGUGCCAUUCCCGGCUCCACAAAUGGUCUCGUCUACAUUUAUGAUACAAUAUUGCCAUUGAGGAAACAUACCACCGCACCACCAUUCCCCACAAUGUUCGAUGUGGCGCAGGAGGGUCCAGAUGACAUUUGGUUUGAUGCUGUGCAUAAUUUCAAAGAUGAAACCAUUACCUUCCAACCGGAGGAGUAG